Messenger RNA from Protopolystoma xenopodis, 1383 nucleotides. The record is from the annotation of a GenBank genome assembly. Lineage: Eukaryota; Metazoa; Platyhelminthes; Monogenea; Polystomatidea; Polystomatidae.
UUUACAUCUCUAAAUCUAAACGCAGGUGAGGAUUCAAGAGAACCUGGUAGACCUUAUGUCCCCCCUCAUAUUCGCCAACGUGGAGGUGGUGGCUGCAGCAAUAACGAACGCCAGGAACCCUAUCAGCCCCCAAGAUUUUCCCGCGGCCGCGGUGGAAUUAGCGUAGAAUCUCAACGCGCCCGCGGUAGUCGAGCGCCACCAUCCUCGACUGGUGCUUUUGUGCGUGGCGUUUAUGUGCGCCCAGAACAUGGUGACGAUAGCCCCUCUAACGGGGAGCCUGUUAGAUGGUCAAAUGAGCAAUCGGGUUUUCGCAGGGGAAGCUUUGAUCGACCAGCUGAGGGCCCUUCUGGUUUUGCUUCGGGUCGUAGCAUGGGAUUUUCGCGUGGCGGCUCAUAUGGCGGUGGAAAAUCCUUUGAUAAUCGUAUCGACAACAGAAGAUAUUUUGAAUCCCCAAGUGAUUGGUCUCAGCAGCUUCCUGUAAAUGAACGCAUGCAAAAUGAGCUCUUUCACAAGGCCAACACUGGAAUUAACUUUGAUCAAUAUGACAAUAUCCCUGUCCAAGCGACUGGCCCUGAUUUUAACAGAGAAGAUUCUAUAAUAAACUCUUUUGCAGAUCUGCAGUUACAAAAAAUAAUAAGUGAUAACAUCGGCUUAUCUCAAUACACUCGGCCGACGCCAGUUCAGAAACAUGCCAUCCCUAUAAUUGCCAGUGGCAGAGAUCUUAUGGCCUGUGCUCAAACAGGAUCGGGAAAAACUGCCGCAUUCCUAAUACCAAUUCUAAAUAACAUGUGCACUCAAGGACCUGGAAGAGCACUCAUUGCAGUAGCUGAAAGCAAUCGGCGCAAACAAUAUCCAGUCGCUUUAAUCCUGGCGCCCACUCGAGAACUAGCAUCGCAAAUAUACGAUGAAGCCAAGAAGUUUUCUUAUAGAUCACACGUGCGUCCUUGUGUUCUUUACGGAGGGGCAGAUAUGAAAAGUCAAUUGGUUGAUUUGUCUAAAGGAUGUGGGCUACUUGUGGCAACUCCUGGUCGUCUUCUUGAUGUGAUGGAUCGUGGGCGUCUGGGUCUUUGUCACUGCAGAUUUCUCGUCCUUGAUGAGGCUGACAGAAUGUUAGAUAUGGGUUUCGAGCCUCAAAUAAGAAAGAUAGUCGAGGAAGACACUCUGCCCCGUGCAGGACAGCGCCAAACUCUAAUGUUCUCUGCAACUUUCCCGAACGAAAUUCAGGUAUUAGCGAAAGAUUUCUUAAGUCGUUAUAUAUUCUUGACCGUUGGGAAAGUUGGAAGCACGAGUGAAAAUAUUACUCAGCAUAUCGAAUGGGUUGAAGAUCAUGAAAAGCGAGAUGUCCUUGUCGAUUAUCUUGCUAACUCCGGUAAUUUUGAUUGA